Macrobrachium nipponense is the source of this 477-nucleotide messenger RNA. RefSeq lists its product as uncharacterized. The transcript has a single exon. The coding region runs from base 1 to 477 and encodes 158 amino acids. NCBI's taxonomy places the organism in Eukaryota, Metazoa, Arthropoda, Malacostraca, Decapoda, Palaemonidae. The record is from RefSeq and is a predicted model, not a curated record.
AUGGAUAUGUUGAGUGAAGAGAUCAGGAAUGAGGAGCUGCGGGAGCUGUUGUAUGUCGAUGAUCCGGUGAUUACUGCUGAAGAUGAGGGGGACCUACAGAGAAGGGUUGGAGAGUGGCAGGAGUCUUUCGAGAGGGGUGGCUUAAAGGUGAUUGUGAAUAAAAUAGAGGUUUUUGUGAGCAGCAGGGAAGACAGAAAUAGAAUAGUAAUGGAAGAAAGAAGAGGCUUGAUUAUAAAACAGGCAGAAAUGUUUAAAUGCAUAGGAUCUACUUUAAGCCAGGAGGGAGGAUGCAAGGUUGACAGUAGGACAAAAGCUGUGAAGGGGGAAUGGAGAGGGGUAACAGUAGUAAGUGAUAAGAAACUGUCAAUCAAGCGAAAAGUCAAGAUAUAUAGCACAGUGAUAGGUCCAGUGUUAAAGUAUGGAUCAGAAAUAUGGGCUCUAAGAAGAAAAGAGGAAAUAAAUCUUGAGAGAACAUAG